GCUUUGCCGUAACACACACACGUCUUCGUAAUAAUCCAAAAUGUCUUCGUUUAGCGUGUGUGUAUUAGUUUUGUGUGUCUUGUGCGUCAUCGCUGAAAGCAGAGUCAUUAAAACUAAAGAGUUCCCGUUACCACCAGAAGGACUUACUGUUGAGAUAUCAAUCAGAACUAAAUCGGCCAGCCACCCGAUCUCAACUGUCAAAGUCGACAUCGACGAGCAAUCUAAGAAAGUGACAGUGUCAAAAAUUCAUCAUCGAUUGAAAGGACGCAAGGUGCGGAAACAUAAAGCCAAAACGGAAGCAACAAUAUUAGAAAACCGGGGUGGUUUCCCGCAAGGCAAUUGUCCAGAUAUGUGGGAGUGGAAUUCGGGCAUGUGUAUACCCAUAGCCGACUACGAAUAACUGUGAUUAUAUUGGAAGUAUUGUGUAGAAUUUGAGCCAGAACAGUAUUAUUUUAAGCAGUUAUGUUAUUUAUUUAUACUUAAAUUAA
Messenger RNA from Bombyx mandarina (wild silkworm), 488 nucleotides. RefSeq lists its product as uncharacterized. NCBI's taxonomy places the organism in Eukaryota, Metazoa, Arthropoda, Insecta, Lepidoptera, Bombycidae. The record is from RefSeq and is a predicted model, not a curated record.